This is a messenger RNA of Trichomonas vaginalis G3, 2400 nucleotides long. RefSeq lists its product as uncharacterized. The transcript has a single exon. The record is from RefSeq and is a predicted model, not a curated record. Gene Ontology annotation, cellular component: lamellipodium; plasma membrane. Gene Ontology annotation, biological process: cell migration; regulation of Arp2/3 complex-mediated actin nucleation. Gene Ontology annotation, molecular function: protein binding. Bases 1 to 2400 code for a protein of 799 amino acids. Lineage: Eukaryota; Parabasalia; Trichomonadida; Trichomonadidae.
AUGAGCUCUUUCAGUCUCUCGGCCAGUGACGAAAGAAAGCCUGUCAAAAACGUUCCACUUCAUCAGUAUAAUGUUCAAUUUUCCUUCGCAGCUGAUAUAAUUAUUAAUCAUUCCAAGACAUUUCCAGAUGGCGGUGUAACAAUGUCUGAACAUAUGAUAACAUUGAACAAGCGAAGCUUAUUUGGUGGCUUUUCGGCAAUAAAGUAUAUUCAUAUACUUAAUAUUGAUUAUUUUAACUUUACAACUGAUAAUAUUAUUGAAAUUGGUUUAUCAGAUUCAUUUUACGGAAUUAAAUCAACAAAAGAGAAUAUUUUGAGAUUUGUUAGAUACUUCCAUAGGAAUUAUCUGCUUAUUAAUGGUAUUAUCCCAACAAAUCUGAAAAUCAAUUUUUCAAUUGAAGAAAGUUAUAAUAUUAUCAAUCCAGGCAUUUUCCUCUCUCUAUCCAAAAUGUUUGAAGGCCUCUACAAUGCAAAUUGUUCUUUAAGAAAUUGUACAUAUUGUCAUGAUGUAGUUCGAUUCAUACAUAAGCUUAUAACUCAAGAAAAUUGCAUUGCUGACUUCUCCAGGAUGCCUUUAAACUUGAUGGAUAAUACUUAUUCCACUGCAAUUGAAUUGGCACCAAUCUUUGACACUUUAAAGUUCUUCCCUACGAUAUCUGGUAUCCAAAUAAAAGAUGUUGGCAGACCGGACUUCUUCUAUGCAAUAGCUCCUUACGUUAGAGAAUCUCCAAACUUAAGAUUGAUUUCCUUAGAAGCCUGCAACGUUUCCAACGGUUGUGGUGAAUUUGGUGUUGCAUUGGCAGAAAAUCCCAACUUACAUCUUGAAUAUUUGGAUAUAUCUGAUAAUCCAUUCGAAGAUUUAGCACCGAUUGCAGCCGCUUUAAGCCGAAACAAUGGAAAUCUUUGGUACUUAGACUUUUCCAAUUGCAACAUGUCUAAUUAUGCAAUGACAAUUGCGAUGUCAAGUUUAAUUGAAAAUCAAAACCUUUGGGACAUUAUUCAUCUCGAUUUUCGUGGAGCAACAGUCAAAUCAGACUCUGUUGACCUCAUUCUCCACUAUUUACGUACAAUCGAUCAAGCAGAUCAUCAUUCUCUUCGUUUCUUAUCGUUUGGCAAGCUGACAACUCGUUCUGACGAAAUUAUUGCCGCGCUUACUAAACAUACUCAACCAAUUGAGACUUUAUAUCUCAAUGGAUCAAAAUUUGACAAAAAUGGAAUUGAUAAUUUGCUUGAAUUCAUUUCAGAAACGCGAACACUCAAAGAACUUGACUUAUCAGACACAAACCUUACUCCUACUGACAUUUCUGAUGUCAUUACUGCGAUUGCUGAAAAUAGAAAUAUUUUUGAUUUCGAAAUUAAACUUAAUAACUUAGGAUUGAAGGGAGAGCAUCUCGAUACUGUCUUAGAAACAUUUAGCAAGUACUCUAAUUGCAAUUGGACGUGUAUUUCCUUAGAUAAAAACGGAAUGAAACCAAAUGACGUCAAAAAACUCGCCAAAACGUUCAUGAAUAUGCGGAAGCUCACAGGAGUUUCUAUAUCAUGCAACAUGAAGAAGAACCAAUCAGGAAAUGUCGAAGCAAUCGAAAGUUUGUUGAAUUUACCAAACUUGAAGAAGCUCUGGAUCCAUGGAGAUGACAAACAUUACAUUGGCCCGGCCUUGAAGAGAGUAUUUCCGAAGGUAAAAUCGAAAGGUUUGUUACUUUUCGACUUGGCAUUUAAUCAUAUCAAAGACGAAGGCUUAAUUGAGCUCCAAAGGAUGAUAGAAGGUAACUCCAUGUUAUAUGAACUCACAAUCGACGGCAGCCAUCCACACAACAUCGAAACAAUUAAAGGAUUUAUGACACAAGCGGCCAAAAGCAAAUAUUUGAGGAGAAUGAAGUUCCCUGUUGAAGAUGUCUUCUAUUUGGUCAAGCGCCAGUCGAGUAAAGAAGAGCGAGAAAGCGUGUUUCGUGAUAUCGCCAUAAAACAAAACGCAAUUCAAGACCAACUGUUACGAAAUCAGACUCUUAAAGGUCUCCACAGCGAUCUCAGCGAACAAAAUAUCCCAGAACUCGAUGAAAUGCUGGAUGAAAUGACUGCAAGAUGCCAUGAUAGAUUGUCUAUCUUCAACACUUUGAAACACAAUGGUGCUUUGCUUUCUAUUGGACUUCCUUUCCCUAAUUUGAGUGAAUUCGAGGACCAGGAAAAGAAUAUUCAGACAACUGAACCAACAAAGGAGAUGCAGGACUACGGAAUAACAGAUGCUGCUGUUUGGUUGAAUGAGAAACCAGAUGAAACAUACCAGAUGCAUGUCAAGGCUAUUAAUAUAAGAAAAGGUCUUGCAAUGGAAUCUGGAUUGGCAAAGUACGAACCAGAAUCAGAUAAUGACUUCUUCGUGGCUGAAUCUGGAAUAAUGGUAUAA